GUAUAAUUUAUCUCCUGAUGCUGUUUUGGAGAAUGUUGCUGUUGCCAGAGCUUAUAACACAGAUCAUCAAAUGCAGUUAUUGGUACAAGCUGCUGCAAUGAUGAUCGAGUCUCGGUAUGCAUUAAUGAUUGUCGAUAGUGCAACAGCUUUGUAUCGUACAGAUUUCUCUGGAAGAGGAGAGUUAUCUGCAAGGCAAAUGCACUUAGCAAAGUUUUUAAGGAUGCUUCUUAGACUUUCAGAUGAGUUUGGAGUAGCUGUUGUGAUAACAAACCAGGUAGUAGCUCAAGUUGAUGGAGCAGCUAUGUUUACAGCAGAUCCAAAAAAGCCCAUUGGUGGCAACAUCAUUGCACAUGCCUCGACAACUAGGCUGUACUUAAGGAAAGGCAGAGGAGAAACAAGGAUCUGCAAAAUUUAUGACUCACCAUGUUUGCCUGAAGCUGAAGCUAUGUUUGCUAUUAAUGCUGAUGGAAUCGGAGAUGCUAAAGAAUAA
Uloborus diversus is the source of this 490-nucleotide messenger RNA. It is a transcript of the gene spn-A, whose product is annotated as DNA repair protein RAD51 homolog 1-like. Gene Ontology annotation, cellular component: condensed nuclear chromosome. The record is from RefSeq and is a predicted model, not a curated record. Gene Ontology annotation, biological process: mitotic recombination-dependent replication fork processing; double-strand break repair via homologous recombination; DNA recombinase assembly. Gene Ontology annotation, molecular function: single-stranded DNA binding; ATP hydrolysis activity; double-stranded DNA binding. NCBI's taxonomy places the organism in Eukaryota, Metazoa, Arthropoda, Arachnida, Araneae, Uloboridae.